GAAUACUUGGCCCAGCACACAGUGUCCCCCCCCCAUGCUGCAACCUACUAUUGCUGUCCGUUGGAACACUGAAACCCCUCAAAGUAAGCAUACAUAAACAUGGAGUCAAAGUGAGCACAUUUGGAGGCUUUUAGGCAUGAGGAAAGCAAAUCUCGGAGGGAAUAUGAAAGGCGGCGUUGUGUGCGAGUGUUUCUGUGUGGGUGGCUUCCUCCAGUCUCCUCCAGGCUCUGUGCUACUUUUCUCUGCAACAUAACACAUUUUCCAAUAUUUUUUUUUUUUUUUUACCAGACUUCAUUCUGUAAUGAGGAUCAUUUAUUUGUCGUAUUUCACUAUAAUUCUUUGGACAAGUCGGUUCAAUGUUAAUGAGAUAGUUCCGUCUUCUGCAUUCCUCAACAUGCCCUUGUGUUGGUUUUAUUAUCGCAUCCUUCAAUAUUUCAACUAUUGCACAAUGUUUCCCCCCGCCCCGUAAAGACAGCUGUCUUUGUGUUACUAUGACAAGCUGAUUAUUACAAUCUAAUCACGAUCAGAUGAGAGCCGAACACAGAUUUCUGCCCUGACUGCCACUCACUGCCAGAGCCCGAGCGUGGUUUCCAGGGAAACUGGAAAUGUGAAGCUUUUCAACAGCUACAGCAGCCGCGGCUUAAAGAGCGACGGACGCCUCAGACAGAUUCUUCUAGAGACAGCCCAGCACAACAGUCAAGAGCGGGGGAGAGAGAACGCCACACAUGCCAGAGUCCAUCAACACCAAGUUUCGACCAUGUUUGACCUGAAUCUGAGAACGGGUCUCGCAGAGGCUUCAUCGGUUUGAUUUCAGCGCUCAGGAACAUCUGCUACUCAUAAGCGGAGACACAAUGGGAAGCCUGAGGGAUGAGACGCCAGGUUUUGGCAAAGAGGACGGAGAGCAUUCGCCAGAUGAUGCCGUGCUUGAGAGGCCCGUGGUGGGCACCAAUCAAGAAUCUGCUGGAGGAGUGUCGGGUCAGACAGAUCCGCUUCAUAAUACAAGCCAUGCUGAUGAUGAAAGCUUUGUGGAAACAAAAGAUGAAUCACAAUCAGGGCGGGAUGUUGAGCACGCCAAUGCGCCACCACCGAUGCUUGACGGAACAAUAGCAACUGAGAGGCUCCUCCACUGUGGAGACGAGACAAUUGAAAAGGUGUCUGAGGACAACACCUUGUUUCCUUUGCCAUCAACUGUGGAUCCCAAUGACCCAAACUCCCCUGCACCUUUCGGGCAGCACCACAUGCGCACUCAGGUCAGUCUGGAAGUGGUCCAAUGUCACUCAAUAGCCACCAGCCCUAUGACACCGCCUGAGGGGGGUAAUUCCUUCAUCUUCCCAAGCUCCUUGAGGAAAUCCGGCACCGUGGUGCACUCUGACGCUCACGAUGCUGAACCGCAGGUGAUGCGACAAGUGGAGUUCUGCUCGGUGGCGACAUCCCCGAUGACGCCAAAGACGCCCUCCGUCACAGCUUUCCCAGUACUUACUGGGCGCGCACAGAUCACGGCUAUAGCAAAGAGUCCGGCAGAAGCUCAGUCUGAUAACGUCAUCAACUCGGAUGCUUCUCCAGAAAUCUCCGCCUGUUCUGCUGCUGCUGAGUCACAGUUGGAGGAUAGUAACAAGCAACAAUGGAUGGGAAGUAUGGACCAAGACAUUACAAUCCUAGUGACCCACUACGAUAACAAGGAGGCUUGUUAUCCUGUAACGCCAGAGAUGGUCAAGAUUGAGGAAAGUCAUAAGGAGAAGGCCUCCGAAGGGCCCGAUCAGGGACAGAACACCACAAGCACAAAACUUUCUCUUAGCAAAGUUCAAACCAGUGAAGCAGAGGGAGAACAAACACCUUUAACUGUCAAACUCAACAAAAUGGAGCAGAAAGCUGCACCGAAGUCUCCUAUCCCUGAAUCUCCUGCGCCUGUCGGCUUCCACAACAUCCGCACACAAGUGAGUCUGGAAGUGGUGCAGUGUCACUCAGUGGCCACCAGCCCUAUGACCCCACCUGAGGGCGAUCACGCCUUCCACUUCCCAAGUCCUAGCGGGGUUCAGAUUCAAGACGGCGAGAUGCAAGUCGGUCAACAACCGGAGUUUCGCUCUGUUGCUACAGCGCCGAUGACGCCCAGAACGCCCACCGUUACAACUUUCCCUGAGAUCAGAAAAGAGGCCAGCGUAGGGGAGAACAUUGGGGAGGAGGAGGGAGAAAAGGAAGCAACUGAGGAAGAGGAAAACGACUGCAAGGAGAAGAGCGAGGAGGUGGUGCAGGAGCACUUCAGACUUGAGCAUGAAACCAUGGCAACAAGUUCCCCGUCUCCCGGUUGCUAACAGGCUGCAUGGAUGGAGAUGGAUCUGAGAGUCACGGCCCUGGGGUCGAUAAGUAAAACCGAGAGGUCAUGUCGUGUGGGAUAUGAAAUACAAAUGGAUUUACUGUAAAAGUCGGUGCAGCUUUUGUAUGUUUCCUCGUACUCUGCUUUUUUAAUUUUGGCACCAUUUUCCGACUUAUUUUGUGGAAAAGUGAGGCACAAAAGCACAAUCAUAAACUUUAGUUAUGCAAAUGUUUUCUGUCAUUCUCACUGCGAUAUUGGCCAGUGCUACUUGUUUAGCUGUUGAAUUAAUGAUUGUAUCCGUUUCUGAAUUGUUGGUCUUUGAUGUUUUUUGUGAAGACAAUUAGAAGCACAUCUACGUUUGAGGAAUGUGUUUAUUCAUUUAUUGCACUUGUAAUACAUUCAUUUAGAUGUGACCAAAUAUUUUCUGUGCUCACGCUGCAUGAAGAUGCAAAACGUCAGUAAAAAAACAACAUACAUAUACAUCUUUUGUCAGAUAACAAUUGGGUGUCAUCCAGUGCAAUACACUUUUGUUGUAUUGUGUUUAAAGAUGACAUCACAGUGUGCGUUGCUACUAUGACACUUAAUUUCAAAGCAAAACAAGUUUUCCCAAAUCACUGCUUUAUGACAUAUGAACACAAAUAAAGCCAUUGCAGUGUGCACAAACCAUUUGUUUUCCUUAUUUUGUAUCUUCUUGAUUAAGUGGGUUCAUUACAGUUCUACAGUUAAUGUGUCGCCACAGUUGAAUUGCAGCCAAAGCUCCUUUAUAAGCUGGAGAUGUUGGCAUGAAUGGAUGAAGCAAAUCAUACCCAA
Nerophis lumbriciformis (worm pipefish) is the source of this 3121-nucleotide messenger RNA. The record is from RefSeq and is a predicted model, not a curated record. Lineage: Eukaryota; Metazoa; Chordata; Actinopteri; Syngnathiformes; Syngnathidae.